CUUUCCUUAGCCUUGCUCGUCUCAACUUUCCAUCACCGUCAGUCAGAUCGGUGAACAAGCGCACUUCUUGUACUUACUUGCACUUGAUAUUCUAUUCUCAUCCCGCCUGGUCUUCCAUCCCCAGCUCGACAUAACAUACUAUCAUACCUCCCCCAUGAUUCACCUCUAAUCCUAACGCAAUGUCCACCACAACAACCACAAACCGCGCGUCGAGCACGGCGCCGGUGCCAGUGCCGGACUCGUCUCCCCUCCCCGGAGCGCCCGACCCGGAAUCCCGCUCCUUCUACUCCGAGAUCAACGAUCCCUACAACCUGGGCACGCACAUCAAGUCAGACGCCGACAUCGGUCUGCUGACCUCGAGGCCCCAGUCCAACUCGGCCCGCAAGCGCAUUCACCACAGCUUCACCCGCGGCGGUGCCAAGGAGGCCAGGCUGCAGGACUUCUACCGCUCGCAGAAUGACAAGAUCCGCUCCCUGCUCAAGAGCGUCGACGACCACGAGCGCGAGGCCAAGGAGACACAAGGCGACAACAACCUCAAGUACCAGAUCGCCGUCAAGGGCAGCCUGGCCGCCAACGUCAUUCUUGCCGCUCUGCAGCUCUACGCCGCCUCCGCUUCGGGCUCCCUGUCGCUCUUCACCACCAUGGCCGACUCCGUCUUCGACCCUGUGUCCGGCAUCAUGCUCAUGCUCUCCCACCGCGCCGUCAAGAAGGUCGACACCCGCCGCUACCCCUCGGGUAGGGCCCGCAUCUCUACCGCCGGCAACAUCGUCUUCUCCUUUGUCAUGUUUUCUGUCUCGUUGGUGUUGAUCGUCAUGUCUGCCAGGGACCUCGCGGCCGGGUCCGACAGUGAGACGAAUGAAUUCCAUUUCGCGUCCGUGAUUGCUGUUGCCAUCGCUUUCGGCACCAAAUUCUGUCUUUGGCUGUACUGCUGGUCGAUCAAGCACAUCUACUCGCAGGUUGAGAUCCUGUGGCGCGACCACCGAAACGAUCUCUUCAUCAACGGCUUUGGUAUCUUCACCUUCUCGGCUGGAAGCAAGAUCAGGUGGUGGAUCGACCCGAUGGGCGCCAUCAUCCUGUCAUUCCUUAUCGCUGGUCUCUGGCUGAGGACUGCUUAUGAGGAGUUCCAGCUGCUGAUCGGCGUCUCCGCCGAGCCUGAGUUCUUGCAGCUCAUCACUUACAUUGCCAUGACCCAUUCUCCCGACGUCAAGCAAAUCGACACCGUUCGGGCCUAUCACAGCGGUCCUCGGUACAUCGUCGAGAUUGACAUUGUCAUGGACCGCCACGAACGACUGGAGAUUGCCCACGAUGUAGCCGAGGCGCUGCAGAUCAAGAUUGAGAAGCUGCCUGGCGUCGAGAGGGCAUUUGUUCACGUCGAUUACGAGACAAGCCACAAGCCUGAGCAUGAUUUGAAGAAAAAUUUGUAGCUCAGGUAGCAAGUUCACGAACAAGUCACGAACACCCAACAACUCUCCAUGUUUCUUUGGUGAUGAUGACACAACGAAGGAUUGGAAGUAAAUACCAGAUAUUUUAGGGUUCUUAAGUUCUAUUUCAUAAUGCAACACUUACACAGCGUUAAACUUUCUGGUUUACUUACGUUGUCUUCAAAUGACUAAAGGCCAAACAAAUUC
Molecule: messenger RNA, 1628 nt
Organism: Colletotrichum destructivum
Lineage: Eukaryota; Fungi; Ascomycota; Sordariomycetes; Glomerellales; Glomerellaceae
Product: Putative cation efflux protein
Exons: 4
Coding region: 180-1424 (414 amino acids)
Biological process (GO): monoatomic cation transport; transmembrane transport
Cellular component (GO): membrane
Molecular function (GO): monoatomic cation transmembrane transporter activity
Source: RefSeq, a predicted model, not a curated record